Molecule: messenger RNA, 1957 nt
Organism: Symbiodinium sp. CCMP2456
Lineage: Eukaryota; Dinophyceae; Suessiales; Symbiodiniaceae
Source: the annotation of a GenBank genome assembly
AUGCAAAAGCACCGCGGGAUCUGGAGCGAAGUACCCUCAAUGUUCGACCAGCUGUUGAACGGCUUGAAUUGGGGGCGACCAGAGGCGCAUGGAAGGCCACUGCCUCGCAGUGCUUGCUGGCUCACGACCGCCGGCUGCUCGUGCACGUACCGGUACAGUGGCACAUCAUGGCCAAACAUGGUGAUGCCUCAGUGGUUCGUUGAUUUGACAGACGAGGUAUGCCGCGCUUGUGAAGUGCCAGAACGCCCAAACUCGUGCAACGCCAACCUGUAUGAGGACGGUGGUGACUCUGUUGGCUGGCACGCAGAUGAUGAGCCAUACUUCGAUGCAAAGCAUACGGAUGCACUCAUCAUCUCCUUGUCUCUGGGUGCGACCCGCACGUUUUUGCUCCGUCCCAAUGAUGCCCCGACGCAGAAGACAAAGUUAUCUCUGGAAAAUGGGGACUUGGCCACAAUGGAAGGUCGGCUCCAGAAGCACUACUCACACGCAGUCUUGGCCGACGGGUCGAACGGAGUUCGAAUCAACCUUACCUGGCGCUGGGUACUGGUUCACGACCGUGGCUGUCUACAGCGCGGCAAUGGCCGCGCAGCCAGCGAACCAGUUCGUGUGCCGCGCAAGGCAGCAGACGAGACGAAGAAGGCAGCUACGCAAGCGGCUGCCUUGUCGACAGCCGCAGCUGUGCAAAGCAGAGCGAUGCAGGUGGCGGCGGCUUCUGCUGCCUCAGCGAAGCUUUCGCGGGCCUCCUCUGCUGCAGCGGUGCAGCACUCUGGCCGAGACGGCGGACGCGCUACACCAGUGCUGAGACCGCAGAGCCCAGGAGCUUCAAGGGUUCAGGGUGAUCGAGCUGAACGAGACAGGGCCGCGCAACCCCAAGCCAAGCUGCUACGGUUGCCAGAGGACUUGCCAACUUCAGGGCAAGGCGGCGUUCCAGAGUUUUCCGAGAUUAUGGACAAGGCGCGCCGGCUGAUGGGGCCUGAGCCAACCGAUGGUUCUUCGCAGAGGCACCGGGCAACUUCGUCGACGGCCUCAGAUCUACGUGGCAGCGGGGCCCGUGACAGAAGGGUUGACCAGCAGGAAAGGGGCCGUUCCAACAUGGAGCAGGCCGCUGAUGUGGGCACUUCUUCUGCAGGCCGUGACCCGGGAUUGUCCAACAAUCUCGCAGGUGCCCGAGAUGUGGUUCCCUCUUCAGAUGCCCGCCGUGAUGAGGAUGGGCGCGACGAGCAUACUCGGAGUCGUCGGCAAGUCUCCUUGAAGGAGGCAGACCAAGCUGGCAGAGGACGUCGCCAAAGUGGAGCACCUGCUGCAAAUGCACUCGAUGAGGAAAUCUACAGCAAGGCUUUGAAGCUCAUGGGCCCAGACGCGGUACAGAGACCAGUUGCCCUUGCUAGAGAGUCUGCAGCGGAUGAUCCACACGGGAGACAUGAGAAAGCUGCCCCGCGAGUAGGAGCCCGGGUCUGGAAGGCUUCGACCAAGGCCUCGGCUACGGAUGGCAGGGCGAGGGCCGAGCCCGCUGCCGCAGGCGCCGCCGCAGGCUCGUCGCAGCCAAGGCCCAGCGAGCCCCAACAACCUCAAAGGAGUGAUGCUCGAAGUGAAAAGAAGGGCAGUACUGCUCAGGGUCAGGGUCAGCGCAAGGGCGCGAAGGUGGACCUACAAAAGGCCGCCCCUGACGCUGCUGCCCAAGGCCGGCAUGAGAAGCUCGUGCUGACGCCUCGCCACGUCGCAGGCCCUGGCCAUGGCGAAGCUCGGACGACUUUCUCCGCGGGCGCUGCGUCCCUCACAGCCACACGUGGCUCCGGCUCGGGACAUGACGAGUCAGACCGCAGCUGGCGGCACGUUUCAGAGGCAGAUCGCAGCAGAGGCCACAGAGGCGAGCGAUCUUCUGCGGCUGAGCCGGAUGAGCAGAUGCACGGCAAGGCCGUGAAGCUGACGGGCUCGAAUGCGGUCCAGAGAGGGGAAG